Molecule: messenger RNA, 4430 nt
Organism: Cannabis sativa
Lineage: Eukaryota; Viridiplantae; Streptophyta; Magnoliopsida; Rosales; Cannabaceae
Product: DNA mismatch repair protein MSH6-like
Exons: 21
Coding region: 179-4123 (1314 amino acids)
Biological process (GO): mismatch repair
Cellular component (GO): nucleus
Molecular function (GO): ATP-dependent DNA damage sensor activity; ATP binding; mismatched DNA binding
Source: RefSeq, a predicted model, not a curated record
UCCCGCCAUGUAUUCUUUUUCCCGGGGAUUUCCGUUGUUAUAUUCCCGCCUCAUUUAAAGAUACCCAUUUCUCUUCACCAUUCUCAAACACAAUUUCACCCAUUGCUUCUUAUUCUCUCUCUCUCUCUCUCUCUCUCUCUCUCUCUCUCUCUCUCUCUCUCUCUCUCUAAACUCAACAAUGUCGUCUUCUCGUCGCCAGACCAAUGGCAGAUCCCCACUCGUUAAUCAGCAACGCCAAAUCACUGCCUUCUUCUCCAAAUCCCCUACUUCUUCUUCCGAUCAAAAGCUCAACAAUCCUACUCCUAAAUCUAAACUCAAGCCCGUUUCUUCCGAUCAAAAGCGUAGCCCUAGUCCCAGCCCUGUCACCCCAUCUCCUCUUCAAUCGAAGCUCAAGAAACCCCUUUUAGUUAUCGCCGCAUCUUCUCCCUCUUCUAUUACUUCGACUUCGGCUUCCGACAAACCCUACGGCGAAGAAGCUGUCGGAAAGAAGAUCAAAGUGUAUUGGCCGUUGGAUGAGAGCUGGUACGAGGGGUUUGUGAAAUCGUUCGAUAAGGAUCAAGGCAAGCAUUUGGUGCAGUAUGACGACGCGGAGGAGGAGUUGUUGGAUUUGGCUAAGGAGAAGAUUGAAUGGGUCAAACAAAGCGCGAAGAAACUCAAGCGUUUGCGUCGGGGUUCUUCUUUGAGUAUGAGGAAGAUGAUUAUUGAUGAUGAAGAUGAAGCUGAGAAUCUUGAAGAUGAGGAAGAGGGUGACAGUGACGGUAGUGGUGCUGAUGAUUCUAGUGAUGAGGAUUGGGGGAAGAGUGGGGAGAAAAUGGUUACUGAGAAUAGUGAGGAAGAGGAUAUGGAAAUGGUAUUGGAAGACGAGGAUGAGAAGGAUGAAGCAUUGAGGUGCAAAGGAAAGCCGGGUGUGGAAGGUAUAUCGAAGAAGCGAAAGAUUGGUGGAGCAGUAGAGUUUGACUCUGCUAAGAAGAGCAAGGGUAGUAAAGAUGUGAAUAAAGGUGGUUCUAAGGUUUCUAUCAUGCGAACUACCCCUACAGACAAUGCUGAAAAUGCGAAAUGUUCUAAUGCUGUUAAUGCUGAUUUAUCUGGUGAUGCUUCAGAAAGGUUUAGCAUCCGUGAAGCUAAGAAGUUGCACUUCCUCGGGGACGAACGUAGGGAUGCAAAUAGGAGGCGACCUGGAGAUCCAAACUAUGACCCUAAAACUCUUUUUUUACCUCCCAUAUUUGUAAAGAGCUUGUCAGAUGGCCAGAGACAAUGGUGGGAAUUCAAGUCAAAGCACAUGGACAAAGUUCUGUUUUUCAAGAUGGGCAAGUUUUAUGAACUUUUCGAAAUGGAUGCUCACGUAGGAGCGAAAGAGCUCGGUUUGCAAUAUAUGAAGGGAGAACAACCUCACUGUGGAUUUCCAGAGAAGAACUUUUCAGUGAAUGUUGAGAAACUGGCUACGAAGGGUUAUCGAGUUCUUGUGGUGGAGCAAACAGAAACACCUGAUCAGUUGGAGCUUCGUCGCAGGGAGAAAGGAUCUAAAGAUAAGGUUGUGAGACGUGAAAUAUGUGGAGUGGUUACAAAAGGAACACUAACUGAGGGGGAGAUGUUGUCAACCAAUCCUGAUGCUUCUUACAUAAUGGCAUUGACUGAAUCUCAGAAUGUGGGAACCCAAAAUGUGGAGCGGAAUUUUGGGGUUUGUGUAGUUGAUGUUGCUACCAGUAGGGUUAUUCUUGGACAGUUUCACGACGAUUCAGAGUGCAGUGCAUUGUCUUGUCUCUUGUCUGAGCUGAGGCCUGUUGAAAUUGUACAACCUGCUAAACAACUUAGUCUGGAAACUGAGAAAGUGCUGCUGAGACAUACAAGAUCUCCUCUAGUGAACAAACUAGUUCCGGGCUUGGAGUUCUGGGAUACUGAGAAAACUAUUCAUGAAGUGAAAGGCAUCUAUGAACGAGCUUCUGACCAAUCAGUUUCCAGUUCUUCAAGCAGAAAAGAUUUAAAGGUUAAGAAUUCUUCUACUGAGGAAGAAUUGUCUCACCUACCAGAUGUUUUAGUAGAGCUAAUAAGAGCGGGUGAGAAUGGAAGCUAUGCACUUUCAGCUCUUGGUGGAACUCUUUUCUAUCUGAAACAGGCUUUUCUGGAUGAGACAUUGCUUAGAUAUGCGAAAUUUGAGCUGCUUCCCUCGUCUGGUUUUUGUGAUCUUAUAUCAAAACCAUUCUUGGUUCUUGAUGCAGCUGCACUAGAGAACCUUGAGAUUUUUGAAAACAGUAGAAAUGGAGACUCCUUUGGGACACUUUAUGCACAACUGAACCAUUGUGUGACUGCAUUUGGGAAGAGGCUACUCAAAACAUGGCUUGCAAGACCUCUAUAUAAUGUUGAGUCCAUAAAGGAGCGCCAGAAGGCUGUGGCAAGUUUAAGGGGUGUUAAUCUACCUUUAUCAUUUGAAUAUCGAAAAGCAUUAUCAAGGUUGCCGGACAUGGAGAGACUGCUACCACGUGUGUUCUCUAUUAGUGAAGCUAAUGGGAGAAAUGCUAAUAAAGUUACCCUGUACGAGGAUGCAGCCAAGAAACAGCUUCAAGAAUUUAUUUCAGCUCUAUGUGGUUGUGAAUUAAUGGUCCAGGCUUGUUCUUCGUUUGGCGCCAUUUUGGAAAAUGUUGAAUCUAGGCAACUUCAUCAUUUGCUAAGUUCUGGAAUUCCUCACAUUGAUCCAGUUCUUACUCAUUUCAAGGAUGCCUUUGAUUGGAUGGAGGCUAAUGAUUCAGGUCGUAUCAUUCCUCAUGAAGGAGUUGAUAUAGAGUAUGAUUCUGCAUGUAAAAAGGUUAAGGAGAUUGAGUCUAGCUUAGCCAAAUACCUCAAAGAACAGUGCAAAUUACUUGGAGAUACAUCAAUUGCUUAUGUCACAGUUGGAAAAGAUACAUACCUAUUAGAAGUGCCAGAAAGUUUGCGUGGCCGCGUACCCCGAGACUAUGAGUUGCGCUCAUCCAAAAAGGGAUUCUUCAGGUACUGGACACCAAACAUUAAGAAGUUUCUUGGAGAGCUAGCUCAAGCUGAAUGCGAGAAGGAGUCGUCACUGAAAAGCAUUUUACAAAGAUUAAUUGGACGUUUCUGUGAGCAUCAUACUAAGUGGAGACAACUGGUGUCAACAACUGCAGAGCUGGAUGUUUUGAUAAGUCUUGCUAUUGCAAGUGACUUUUAUGAAGGACCUACUUGUCAGCCUACAAUACUGAGUUCAAGUACAGAUGAGGUGCCCUGUUUGUCUGCAAAAAGUUUGGGACAUCCUGUCCUGAGAAGUGAUUCCUUAGGCAAGGGUUCGUUUGUACCCAAUGAUGUUACUAUUGGAGGUUCUGGCAACCCUAGCUUUAUUCUUCUAACUGGCCCAAAUAUGGGUGGAAAGUCAACUCUUCUUCGUCAAGUUUGCUUAACUGUAAUUUUGGCCCAGUUAGGAGCUGAUGUGCCUGCAGAAAGAUUUGAGCUUUCUCCUGUUGAUAGAAUCUUUGUUCGGAUGGGUGCCAAAGACCAUAUUAUGGCAGGGCAAAGUACUUUCUUAACAGAGCUCUCUGAAACUGCAAUGAUGCUGUCAUCAGCAACUCAUAAUUCAUUGGUGGCACUGGAUGAACUUGGAAGAGGAACCUCAACUUCAGAUGGACAAGCCAUUGCUGGAUCAGUUCUUGAACAUUUUGUUCACAAGGUGCAGUGUAGAGGGAUGUUUUCUACUCACUACCAUCGAUUAGCCAUAGAUUAUCAGAAAGAUCCCAAGGUUCAGCUCUGCCAUAUGGCAUGCCAAGUUGGAAGCAGUGUUGGAGCUAUAGAAGAAGUAACAUUUCUCUAUAGGCUGACUCAUGGUGCUUGUCCUAAAAGCUAUGGAGUCAAUGUUGCACGAUUAGCUGGACUUCCCAACUCUGUCCUUGAAAAUGCAGCAAUUAGGUCUACCAACUUUGAGGCUAUAUAUGGUAAACACAGAAAACCAGUUAACAACUUGUCGGAGCUUAGUUCAGCCGAGAAAAUGGCACUAUUGGUCCAAAAGCUGAACAGUAUCAUCUCAAAUCUAAAGUUUGAGGAGUCUAUGGAGAGCAUUGGAGUCAGCAGCUUCAUUGAACUUCAGCGGGAAGCAAGAGUACUCUGUGAGAUAAAUUCGAGAUAGAUAUAUGUAUAUCAAAAGCUUUUGACCAUUUAAUGAAAACUGUUAGAGCAUCUUAAAGUUUUUACAGUUGCGGCUGUCAUUCGUAAGCCAAUUUUGCUCUUGGAUUUGAGUGAGGCUCAAUUCUAGCAUAGAAUGACACUGCAUGAGAGAAUGUUCCAUUAGAGUGAGGUAAGUUUCAUUUCAUUGUACAUAAAAUAUAAGAAUGGUCGUUUUAUGGCCCUGUAUAUUUUUCUCCUAAGAAAGACCCUCUAUUUUUUGUAUAUAUUAUUGAAUGUUAAUGAAGAGAUGUCGUGAUAAAUUUCUAUUA